AUGGAAGUCCAGCCCAUAACCAUGCACGAUGAAAAAGAACAUUCAUCGAAUGUGGAGUUAAGUAAUAAUAGGGAAAAGUUAUCAGAAGAUAAUCACUCACUGGAAGACGAUGAUUAUGAUCCGGAAAACAUUGGAGUUCAACUCACAGACACUAGUGAAGCUGACCAGGAAUCUUCACUGCUUUUAACUACACAAACCGCUCCAUCAAAUGCUAACGAGGAAGUCAUGGUGCCAACAAAUAGCGUACCUCAACAUGAAAAGGAAGUAGACACUGAAGCAAAAGAACAUACACAUGAACUUGAGCAUGACACUUGGAAAUCUCAGGAGGGAAAAGACAAUGACAAUGAAAACGAACUAACUGGGACGAAAGAUACAUCUAGCACCGACAAGAUUUCAGAUAUCAACCAGAAGAGCGCUACAACUACCUAUACGGCGAUUGGUAAACACAGUCCAAGCCAAGCAGCAAUACCGAAUGGCCUUCACGCAGAAAAAGCAAUUGACGGCGCCAAACUUGAUAGUGCUACACCAAAAGUGGACACUGCUCAAGAUCCACCUAAUAAUAUGAAGACCGUCUCCGAAGAAUUAUCUGCAUCUAACGAAGUAUCUCACGAGUCUGAUGAUGAAGAAGACGUUCAACAACAACAACAACAACAACAACAACAAGAGGAAGAAAAAGAAGAAGAAGAAGAAGAUGACGAUUAUGACCCUUUGCAACUAGGACCCAUCGAAAAAGGGAAACCAGAUCUUCCUGCAAAGCCGCAAAUGCAACAAGAGAGCGCACUUGCUGAUGCAUACAAAAUGAUCAUGGAAAGUGAAGUUGUCAAGCAACCAGAGUUUCUUCAGUUAUCUCAGGAAGACCAAAUGAAAGUCAUACUGGAGCUUCUCGCACAGAAAAAGAUAAUGUUGCCACAAACUUCAAUUCAGUCUCCCUCUUUACCAUUAACUUCCCAAAAUGCACCUAAUGCUAAAGCCAACCAGAAGUGUCGUCGACCUGAUAUCUCUAUUCCUCCUACAAGGGAAGAAGAACAAGCAUUCGCAUCAUUUCUAGAGGCGGAGACAACAAUAACAAGGGACCAAGAAUUUCCAGAGAAUCUGAGACUUUACCUCGGAAAUUUACCCAAUAGUAUUUCGAAGCAGGAUCUUUUUCGCAUUCUCAGUCAAUAUGGUGAAGUUCUACAAAUUGAAAUGAAGCGUGGUUACGCAUUUGCACAAUUCCGGACAGCAGAAGCUUGUUCUGAAUUUAUAGAAGGAGAAACAGGAAUACCGCUCCAUAAUUCUUACUUAAGACUAGCGCCAGCCCUGAGGCCCAAACCAACCCAGCCUGUUGUGAGAGCUCGCGAGCGAGAAGAGAAUGAGGAUGAUGAACCGGAAUCUAAAAGACCACACAAUGAACGGGAAUGUCUGGUGUUCGUGACGAACGAAGCUGUUUCCGCAUUUGUGGAAGAAGUCGAGGAAGCAUUCAAAUCCGCCGGCAUCCUGUUUGCCCUUCAGGAAAUUGGAGACAAACCACCAGCAGAUGAGGUGUGCGAGGCAGCUUAUCUGGGAGUCCUAGCUGCAUGUGUGGUGAAGAAUAACCAACUCGACAUCCAAACAUUCGAAGAGACGGAAGACGGUGGAAUCCGCUUUGAUGAAUACGAAAAUGUUGAACCAAGCGUCGCUGCUGACAUCUUGAGAAAACAAAAGGAUCAGCAACGAACGAAAAAUACGCGAGGGGAAGCCAAGGAUACUCAACCUAAGCGAGCGGAGGAAUGGCAAAAAGGAGACGAUCAAAAUAUUCCCAGACAGCCUCAUUUGCGUGAUGGGCCUCGGCACUUCACAGAAAACCACUCAUAUCGCCGUCCAAAUCAUCAUCUGUCGUCCCAACGUCAAAAUAACUUCAGACGGCACCAAUACGGGUAUGACAAUGAUCAUGGCACUCACUAUGCUCACCGCAAUGGCCCUUAUCGUGCAGAUAAUAACGAUAAUCUGUACAUGCCGCAAUACAACCAAACAAACAAUAAUCGAUCCUCAAAUGAAUCAUAUAAUCAGCCGCUCAAUCAGCCAUAUAAUCAACCAUUCAAUCAACCAUUCAAUCAACCUUUCGGUCAACCAUAUAAUCAGCCAUACAAUCAGCAAUACGAUUCGCCAUACAAUCAACCGCAAAAUCGAAAAUUCAAUCUGCCCUACAGUGAACCAUAUACUCAGGCAAAUCAAGCACACUUCAGGAACAGGCAGCAAUAUAGGGGGAACAACGCAAGGUAUAACCAACCAAACAUGCCACAAGCACCAUACAAUCUGCAGCACAAUACUCAACCUAACAACCAAUCCUACUACCAGAAUAUCGCAAACAACUCUCCAUUUAAUCAGCCAUAUACUAACAACCAACUGUACAAUAAUAACCAUGCAUAUGACCAACCACAUACUGCCGAUCAGCCUUAUUCAAAUGGUAAAACAUACACUCCCAACAAUAUUCCAAACAACCAGUCUAAUUAUCAACCUUCUUAUCAACCAAACUAUAAAGGUUACGAUCAAGUACAACCGUACAAUCAAGUAAAGCCAUUCCACCAGCCACAUCAGAGUAUCAAACCUAAUUGGCAAGGUCAAAAUCCCGAAAGCGGAAACGCGUUUCAACAAGGUCAAACCAGCACCCCGUAUGGCAGUGGCCAACAACUUAGCCCUGAAGUAUUAAGUACUCUUCAAAAUCUCGACCCCCAUGCUAUGCAAACAGUCGUUUCUUUAUUGCAGGGAAAAGUCAAUCCUAACUCUCCUAACCAGUUCGUGCAGGCUAAUAGCCAACAAUCAUACUCUUCAACUCCGCAAACCCAACCUCCUCCAAGUCAAUACCAGUACACUCCGCGAAGCGAACCUAAAGAAGGAAGACCUCAAAAUAGUUCCUUGAUGGAUAUGUUGGCUCGCUUGGGGAAACUCGUAAUGAGUCUACAGUAA
Messenger RNA from Clavispora lusitaniae ATCC 42720, 2925 nucleotides. It is a transcript of the gene NAB3, whose product is annotated as Nab3p. The record is from RefSeq and is a predicted model, not a curated record. NCBI's taxonomy places the organism in Eukaryota, Fungi, Ascomycota, Pichiomycetes, Serinales, Metschnikowiaceae. Gene Ontology annotation, molecular function: RNA binding.